Messenger RNA from Penicilliopsis zonata CBS 506.65, 1211 nucleotides. RefSeq lists its product as hypothetical. NCBI's taxonomy places the organism in Eukaryota, Fungi, Ascomycota, Eurotiomycetes, Eurotiales, Aspergillaceae. Bases 71 to 868 code for a protein of 265 amino acids. Gene Ontology annotation, molecular function: phosphatidic acid transfer activity. Gene Ontology annotation, biological process: phospholipid transport. The transcript has a single exon. The record is from RefSeq and is a predicted model, not a curated record. Gene Ontology annotation, cellular component: mitochondrial intermembrane space.
UUGCCAUCUUCCCACGCCAUUACAAACCUCACGCCGUGUGGACUCACUGUAUGCCUCUUACGCUGUGACGAUGAAAUUCUUCGAGAACAUAUCUACCUAUGAGUACUCCUUUCCCGCCGUCUCGCUAGCCUAUUUCCUCCGGUACCCGAACCCCUACUCUCGCCAUGUCCUGACGACGGAUGUGAUUGAGCGCUACGUCGAUCCGCAGACGGGCCGGUUGCACACGACGCGGCUGCACCUGAAGAAGUCCAAGGUGCCUGCCGGGAUCCUCAAGCUGCUUCCCAAGGGGAUUGGCGGGUCCGACAGUUCCGGCCAAAGCUACAUUUUGGAGACGACUGUCGUUGACGCCCGCGAGGGCUGGAUGGAGACUGAGUCGCGCAAUAUGGAGUGGACGGGGAUUCUCAGCGUGGUGGAGAAGCAGCGGUACCAGCGCGAGGUGCUGGAGGGAGAGGGAACAACAACAACAGCAGCCCAGGGGGCCGACGAACGGACCAACGUCAAGACGACGGUCACCUUCCGUUCUCGGUUUGGACAGGGUAAGUUGCUGGGAGGGCGGAGCCGGUCGGAGACGGCCACGCCGUCUUCCAAGGCGGAGGACGAAGCUCCGAAGCGCGGGUUCUUCGCUUCGCUGUCCACGGCCGGCGUGCAGCGCACGAUCGAGCUCAUCGGGCUCAACCGGACCCGCGAUGCCAUUCUCUCCAGCAAAAAGGGGAUGAAUAUCGUUCUGGAGCGCCUGCGUCACGGUGGGAUUGUUGGUGUGCUGGAGGGCAUGCGUCAGGACCGCGAGGCGGCGUUCGGUCCCGACGGUCCCUGGAAACGGGUCUGGCUGCACGGCAGCGGCAGUCAUGCGGAGGAAGACGACGGCUGAUUGGAGUCAGUCUAACCUCUGCCACUCAUUUGUAUCUUCUUCUUCUUCUUCUCCCUUGGGAAUCGCCUCUCGUCUGCAUAUUUCGAUCAGGGUUUGAUUCUGCAUUCAGCAUGGAGCUCAGGCGUUGUGUUUGUGUUUUUCUCCUUUUCUCUUUUUGUGUGUGUGAGUGUGUCUUGGAUGAAAACUCUCCUUUCUUCUUCCUGUGGAGUCUGAAAACAGGACUUCUCUUCGAUAUGUAUUUGAACCCACGAAAGAAAAGCCGGGUGUAUAUUAUAGGGAAAAUGGAGGUGGUGGCUUCACUACCACCAUGUACAAUACAAUUACUUACAAUUAAGAUCCAGAC